Molecule: messenger RNA, 5940 nt
Organism: Notodromas monacha
Lineage: Eukaryota; Metazoa; Arthropoda; Ostracoda; Podocopida; Cyprididae
Source: the annotation of a GenBank genome assembly
UCGCCGCAUUUUACAGAUAACCAGCGUUUAUGUGUGAAUCAAAAAUGUAGGAUCACCAUCUUUCGAGGGAUCCUCAGGUCGCGUUUCAAUGACGCGUUGCGGCGUGAAGUGCGACGCUGAAAGUUCUGAGGAUGCCCCUGGAUGAGCCCUCUUGCACAGUGAUAAGUUGUUACCGGAGAUGGGAGAACUUCAGGCAUCCCUCGAAUUCUCUGUGGAAAUCGUCAAGUUCUUCAACAUCGACUUGUUUCAAAGAGGAUUUUACCAGAUCAGGUCAUACUGGAAGUCUUCAUCGAAAAUUCCUGCGAAAGUGGACUUGAGUUAUCCGAAAAAUCUCAACACAGGUCCACCGCUUGCCUAUCCAGCAUGUGUGUUCAAUGGCUCAGCUGCCAGCAAGACAUUUCAAGUUCUGUAUAGAAACGAGGAAAUUUAUUUGAACGACGUUUUCAUCUUCCGUGUGGAUCUCAUGGUUAAUCCUUUUAAAAUCAACGAUAUCUUGGAGAAAGCAGAAUUUCAAUUGAUCUUGGAGCUGUGGUUCUCGGAGCAGACGCUGGGCAAUCAACCGAGCAACAUUUCAUGUGUUUCAACUAGAACGCUCAACGUUCACUUCUCACCAGCUACUGGUGUUCAUUAUCAUCUUCCUGUCUGGUUUGACUACUUCCACUUGUCAGCAGUUUCCAUCACUGUACACGGAACGCUGCUCUCGAUCCACCAGGCGUCGUCGAGGUCUGCCAGCGCAUCGAAUUCAUGGCCGCAGACGGGAACGAUUUCUAUCGAAGAGGUUUUCUUCGGGUCUGUUCACACCCGUUGCUUGGAAUUCGGAUCGUCGAGGCUUACACACGCCUGUCGAAUUCACCGGGAAUUAUGUACGCUGCUCGUGACUGCGUACGAAGGCCUGGAACAAACCGUGAGAGCGUUUUCCGAAGCCAUUCCAAUAUCAAAUGAACUCAUGAGGGCGAAGCUGGGUCAUAUCAAAGCGAAGAUGAUGGGGAAUAUGGAUGAGGGGAAGACGAAGUUUUGUGAGAACGUGGCCAAGUUGGAAGCUCUUGCCAAACGUUCAUUCGAUUGUGAUGAUGAGGAUAAACUGCUGGCAAUGGCUGAAGGCGAUAUUGCUGUUCUUUGUGCGCAAAACAUCGUUUUUUGGCAGCAGCUAUUGGAGGCGGUGACCCAUUGUGAGCCUGUUCGGUCGAUCAUGGCGCAACAUCAUCACGAACAAAGGGUGAGUUCGCAUGGUGAAAGUUUGAUGUCGAAGUAUUUUAACUUGUUGCCGCGGUUGACGAUCGACUGUCAAGAGCUGGAUGGAGAUCCAUCCUUGCUGCCGAUAAUCUUCGAAGACCGAUAUCAGGACGUGAAGGAGUUCGCUAGGAGACGAAGCAUUCUGACGUUUACAAGUGGGGAUAGUGUGAAUGCGUUUGACGUAAAAGUUGGAAUGGAUGCAUUGUCACUGUCGAGGUCUCAGGUUGUUGAAGGGGCUUUAGGUUCCGAUUCCGGGUUUGGUUCUUCAACUGCAUCUCGGAUUUCGUCUGCGUCUUGGCGAGUUCGGAAAACGAGUGAGUGGGAUUCUCGGGAAGAAGCAGAGCGUCCGAAAGUGUCCAGUUGCCGUCACAGCGCCGUCUACCUUACGCAGAAAAGUGAGCUGCAUUAUGACUCAGUGCAGGUGGACAAGAAGCCCGUGACAGCCCGCAGUAUGAGCGAGAGUUUAGCGCGCGAUGUCAAUCCUCUUCCUCGUCGGAAUGUGUUGUCGGAGACCAUGUCGACCGGGUCUUCGUCUGUCGCCCGUUGGGCUGCCGAAUACAGCCGACCAUUUGACACCUUCCCCACGGCACCUUUACGUCAUCGGAAGAAAAAACCCACUUUGACAUCCGGUUCCGACAGCGAGAGAAUAUUUCCUACUGCUGCCCCGGAGGAGAAGAAUGUGGUUCCACCCCAGAGCGUUGUUUAUGACCCCGACCCCCCUCCUCAGCCCUUGGUAGUGGUUGACGAACGCAGUGCUGCUCUGAAACCGCCCAAGGUCCCAAGCCCGAUCACCAAAUGCUUCACAUUUCCGAAACCGAAGCAGAAUGGGAAAAAGAAGCCCUGCCCUAAGGCCGACUUUGAUGAUGUUUUCGUGGAACCCAUGGACGGGAAGCUAUCUCUGCGGAAACGCAAACUCAACAUUAUGGCGCAAAAUCGAGAGUUGCGCAAGCAGCAAAGUAUGUCUGUGAAGCGUUCCUCGUCGUCCGACACGAGCUCGGAGUCCGUCGUUCUCGUAGGAUACAAGAAGCUGGAAACGAGUGUAAGUUAUCCCUUCAACCUUUGUCUCGGAGUUCCCCCUGCAGUCUUGCCGAUGCCGACUUCGGAAACCGGUCUGAAACAUGCUCAGUUGAAACCGCUAAACGAGAAAUAUCGAAGGUGUUCGACAUCCGUCGUUGAAACGUCAGCAGCGAGAAUGACAUUCUCUGAAACUAGUCCUGUGAAAGUAGCGUCCGCUUUGUGCCCCAGUGAAUCUAUGCCAAAUUUGAGUGACUUGGCAGCGAUUCCGGUUCGUAAAGCCGCUUUCCUGUCGCUGAGUAACCUGUUCUUGCCCAACGGUGCGAAUUCAUUCUUGCCCAAGAAAGAAUACACCCCGAGCGUAAUGACGGAUGAUCCGUACGAAGUCAGUUCAACUUCAGAACAUUCAGGCUGGGUGUCCAAUAACUCUUCGUCAUCCACUGCGUCUGCUGCGAAUGCGGUAGAAACGUUAAAGAUGGAAGAUGGGAUUCGGCGUUCAUCGUCUACUCAGAUCUCACCGCCUCCUUCAAGCGAAAGUCCGAAAGAAGAGAAAAAGGUGGCAGCUGCCUCUGAUCCGUUGCCGCCGCCGUUUGAGUUCCAAGACAUGUUCAACUUGGAAGAAGGCGGAUCCGUGCGGGUGAAUGGCGGUGGCGGUGGCGCCGGCGGAUCGCAUGUGAUAGAAAACGAGAUCUUACCCAGUUUGCCUCCGAAGGAGUUUCGAGACCCGUUACCCGAGCUGAAGCGGAAUAGUGGCAGAAGUGUACAGGUCGGGUUGGAGGACGUGGAUGUUUUUGGAGGCUUCGGAGAUUCUGAUAAAAUCCCGCGUGGGAAGCUUAGAGGAACCUCCGAUGACGAUAGUAUUUACCACAUCUACGAAGCAGUGAACGAACUGCAACUCGCGAGAUUGGGUUCAAAAAAUCCGUCGUGGCCGAAAAACUUGGCAAAUUCGUGUCUGAAGCGGACGGCAGCUAGCACUCCUGCACUGUGUAAGCAGGCGGAAGCGGAAAAGGCGCCGACUGCUCGGAUUAUUCCUGAGGCGAAAACAACGUCUGGAAGUCCGGCGUCCGCGAGGGACACAGUGCCGAGAAUGCGACCAGGCGGCAAAAUGUCUGCAGCAAAAGCCAAGUCAGUGUGCGAAGAGUCUCUCGGCGCCGAAUGGACUGGAAAUGCCGUAGCUGUUGAAUUGAGGUCUGCGAAACGAAGGUGUUCCUGCUCAAGUGAUUCGCAAGUAUUGACUCAAGCUGGAUUGAUGUGCGAAUGCUGUGCUUCGCGACAGGCGUCGCGUGGCGCCGACCGCUCGUCAUCAAUAUCCGCCCCCGCCGCAAGUGGGGCACUCACCUCGGCAGCGUCGGCGCCGAAACUGCCGACUCGGCGAUCCCUCUGUACCUUCAAGGGCGGACCGGCGGGUUCUGUGAGCCCCGAGUUGAUGGCGUUUUUGAAGGCCAAAGAGGAGUUCCGGUGUCAAAUGAAACUCGCCCCGGGGGCGAUGCAUAGCGAUUACCCGACUUCGGCGUCGGCCACGUCGCUGCCGUAUUUCCACGUGAACGACGAGUACAGGGUGUUUCAUCCCGCCGGGCUGCACUUGUUCAUUUGCGUCCACGGGCUCGACGGCAACGCGGCCGACUUGCGUUUGGUUCGAGCGUAUCUCGAGAUGGGACUGUCGGGUUCUAAUUUGGAGUUCAUCAUGUCGGAAAGGAAUCAGGGAGACACGUUUUCCGAUUUUGAAGCGAUGACGGAUCGGUUGGUAGCUGAAAUUAUGUAUCACAUAGAAGCGUCGCAAAUGAAACCGUCGAAGAUCAGCUUCAUCGGACAUUCCUUGGGAACGGUUCUGAUACGGUCGGCGUUGACGCGGCCCCAAAUGAAGCCGUUAUUUCCAAAACUUCACACGUUUCUCUCGCUAUCUGGUCCUCAUCUUGGCACUCUGUACAACAGCAGCGGGCUGAUCAACAUGGGGCUGUGGUUCAUGCAAAAGUUCAAGAAAAGCGGGUCGUUGCUGCAGUUGUCGAUGAAAGACCACAGCGAUCCGAGGCAAACCUUUUUGUACAAGCUUGCCAGAGAAUCGCAGCUGCAUCAGUUCAAGAACAUUUUAUUGUGCGGGUCCAGUCAGGACAGAUACGUUCCCAUGCACUCUGCGAGAAUCGAACUGUGCAAGGCUGCAGCCAAGGAUGGCACAGUCAUGGGCGCAGCAAUGCGAGAAAUGGUGACUGGAAUCCUGCAGCCCAUCAUAGCCAAGCCGGACGUGACACUCGUGCGAUACGAUGUGCAUCACGCAUUGCCGGCUACUGCGAACGCGCUCAUUGGUCGAGCUGCGCACAUUGCGGUGCUUGACUCGGAGCUUUUUAUAGAGAAGUUUCUUAUCGUUUCUGCGUGGAAGUAUUUCGAAUAGCGGAGUUGUUUCGUUUUUGCACGGCGUGAAGUGGUCACGACUUGAAAACCCGAGAGCUUUCAAUCAUUGAGAUAUUUGUUGUUUUCCUCGACCAUUCCCGCGUUGGAUGGUGGCUUUUGAGUGGGGGAAACUAUGAACGCAAAGCGGGACUCGUUUGUUACUUGCGCGUGACGUUUGAAUAUGCCUACGAAUCUCUGCACUGUUGUUCUGCGGAGUACCAUUUACCUUGAAGGAAUUACCUCAGAUUACCAAUUGCAACAAAUGGACAAUACGAUUUACUGGUAGAAUUCUGUUAUGAGAACCAUUUUCAGUGCAAGAGAAAUUAAUGUUUUGAAGUUCUCGCAGAAGUUGGUUCGCGGAUGAAGCUAAGCUGAAGAGUAAAAUAUUAGUAGAACAAACCGAAAUUGUCCGACGUUCCAACUUUUUAGACUGAAGUAUUUUUUCCUGUACAUGCACGUAUUGCUCCAAAUAAUUUAAUUCUACAACCGCAAAAUAAGUGAAAGUCGAAAUGAGCUACUUGUUCAUGCUGGAAACGGACGGAAAAAGGGUUCCGACUUCUUGUCUGAGCACGUAGUUGUUGGACUGGGGAAAGUGCUGGAAGAGGUGAUAUGGCACAAUUUAGCUAGGCAACGAGUCCCCCAUCAGAAAAUCUUCGUUGUGAAAAUUCGAGUCAUUGUUGUCUUGAAAAUCCCAAUUCAAAGAAAUUUUCAGUGCUGCAGUGCAGAUUGUUCUCAAAGUUGGUGCAAGUUUGUCAUACCGGGAUUCUACUUGUAAAUUACUGAAUAAAGCACGCUUGAGUGCAUUUGACACCAGGAAGUAAAAGCGCAAGCAUACUAAGCAAAUACUGUUGUUAGAGGACUGAUUCAUGAUUCGUUUCUUAUCCUAAUCAAGAAACUGAUGAAGUCAACGAGAUGAUAUUUCGAUUAUACCCAAGACGGCGAAUUUUUUCUAGUCGUUCGAUGUGGUGCGAGUCAUUCCCGAAAUUUUUGACCGAGACUACUAGUUCUUAGGAAAUGUGAUAUGGACCUCAUAAAGGAGAAAAAGAGAGAAAAAAUUGAAAGCUACGGGAACAAUAGCUCAUGUUCAACCUCGAUGACAGUAUCUGUCAUCCUCGUUUUAGCGCUUUGAUACGAGAUCCUCUUUGUAUUCGAUUGAAAUACUGCUUUAAAACGAGUUCAUCUUUUUUGUGUUUUCGGCUCACGGAGGAAAGCAAUCCGAUUGUAUCUCGAUUUGAACAUGUCCUGUUUUGUUAGCCGUGCAAUCAAGUCCGUUUGAUCUGGAAAUAAAUGAGCAGUAUUCCUUCACAA